Messenger RNA from Populus nigra (black poplar), 2224 nucleotides. Its product is annotated as pentatricopeptide repeat-containing protein At2g45350, chloroplastic. NCBI's taxonomy places the organism in Eukaryota, Viridiplantae, Streptophyta, Magnoliopsida, Malpighiales, Salicaceae. The transcript has a single exon. Gene Ontology annotation, biological process: RNA modification. Gene Ontology annotation, molecular function: RNA binding; protein binding. The coding region runs from base 160 to 2088 and encodes 642 amino acids. The record is from RefSeq and is a predicted model, not a curated record.
UCAAAACGAAAAUACGAGAGAGGUUGAAAAGACGAUGUAUCAAAGUGUAAUUUACCCAAUGGAAAAUCAUCUGCUUAGCACGGGAUACGAGGUCCCAUAGAUUUUCUGCAGUUUCAGCUCUCAAAGAUUGAAUUACAGAUUGAGGAAUACUUCAAUUUAAUGCUUCUUUCAGCAAAUUUAAACCAGCAACCAUGGAAUUCGGCAAUCCCAACUUUAGUUCUCCUCAAGAAAUGCAAGAGAUUAAGCGACAUAAAUCAAAUCCAUGCAAGACUGCUAACAACUGGGUUUAUCAAGAACACAUUUCUAACCACCAAAAUCAUACUUUCAUUCUCCACUUCACUACACGCACCUCUCAUUGAAUUCGCUCGCUUCAUUUUCUUUAGACAUCAUGCUUUUGAAUUCGAUGAAAAAGAAGAAGAAGAGAAAGACCCUUUUCUUUGGAAUGCUAUAAUCAAAACAUACUCUCAUGGGAAUGACCCGAAAGAGGCUAUGUGGCUUGUUUCUUUAAUGCUUGAGAACGGGGCUUUUGCUGAUAAGUUCACGUUGUCUCUGGUUUUGAAAGCGUGCUCUCGAGUGGGUCUGGUUAAGGAAGGAAUGCAGAUUCAUGGGCUUUUGAAGAAAUUGGAAUUUGGCUCUGAUUUGUUUUUGCAAAAUUGUUUGAUUUCUUUCUAUGUAAAAUGCGGGUGUCUUGUACGUGCCCGCCAAGUGUUUGAUAGAAUGCCAAAAAGGGACUCAGUUUCGUACAAUUCAAUGAUUGAUGGAUAUGUUAAAGGUGGGAGAAUUGACUUGGCACGUGUGCUGUUUGAUUGUAUUCCAUUGGAGGAAAGGAACUUGAUUUCUUGGAAUUCGUUGAUACGUGGAUAUGCGCAAUCUGAAGAUGGAAUUUGGGUUGCUUGGCAGCUGUUUGAGAAAAUGCCUGAGAGGGAUUUGAUUUCCUGGAAUUCGAUGAUUGAUGGUUGUGUGAAAUGUGGGAGGAUGGAAGAUGCUCAGGGUUUGUUUGAUAGGAUGCCUAACCGGGAUAUUGUUAGUUGGGCUAAUAUGAUUGAUGGGUAUGCCAAGAACGGAAGGGUUGAUAUUGCUAGAUCUUUGUUUGAUGAAAUGCCCGAAAGAGAUGUCGUCGCAUGCAAUGCCAUGAUGGGUGGUUAUGUACAAAAUGGAUAUUGUAUGGAAGCUUUGGGUAUCUUUUAUGGUAUGCAAAGUGAUGGUAAUUUUUUGCUUGAUAAUGCUACACUGUUGAUUGCUCUUUCAGCAAUUGCUCAAUUAGGACAUAUUGACAAAGGGGUAGCAAUACAUCGCUUUAUAGAGGAAAUUGGGUUUUCUUUGGAUGGGAGACUUGGCGUUGCCCUCAUUGACAUGUAUUCCAAGUGUGGCAGUAUAGAGAACGCCAUGAUGGUAUUUGAAAACAUAAAUGAAAAAAGUGUUGAUCACUGGAAUGCUAUUAUUGGAGGGCUGGCCAUUCAUGGCCUGGGUGAAUUGGCUUUUGAUUUUCUAAUGGAGAUGGAUAGGAUGCGAGUUGAACCAGAUGAUAUAACGUUCAUCGGAUUGUUAAAUGCUUGUGGGCAUGCUGGCUUGGUGAAAGAAGGUAUGAUGUGUUUUGAGCUUAUGAGAAGAGUUCACAAGGUGGAGCCAAAACUGCAACACUAUGGAUGCAUGGUUGACAUUCUUGGCCGAGCAGGGCACAUAGAAGAAGCCAAAAAUUUUGUAGAGGAAAUGCCUUUUGAGCCGAAUGAUGUGAUUUGGAGGAGUUUGCUUAGUGCUUGUAAAACGCAUGAAAGCUUUAAUGUCGGACAGCCUGUAGCUGAGAAUCUAAUGAGGCUAGAUUCUCCAAGCCCAAGUUCUUAUGUGCUUGCAUCAAAUAUGUAUGCUGGUCUUGGUAAAUGGAACGAUGUCCGCAAGGUUAGGGGAAUGAUGAAGGAAAAAAACCUGAAGAAAAUUCCUGGCUGCAGUUGGAUUGAACUAGAGGGACAUGUUCAUGCAUUUUUUGUGCAGGAUAAAUCCCAUCCUCAAUUUACAGGGAUCUAUUCCAUAUUGGAUAGUCUAUCAAUGACCGAUUCAGAGCAUAGCUAUUGUAAAAAUGUCAAAAUGUAACUCUGCUGUACACUUGUUUGAUCACCAAACAUGUUUAUGUUCUUGUGCAUACCUUGGACAAAUUCUGCCUGGCUAGCUCCCUAAACCGCAAUAUUUAUUUUACGAUCGUGCAUUUAUUCAAAAUCAUGUUUCAUAA